Molecule: messenger RNA, 1431 nt
Organism: Scomber japonicus (chub mackerel)
Lineage: Eukaryota; Metazoa; Chordata; Actinopteri; Scombriformes; Scombridae
Gene: sdf4
Product: stromal cell derived factor 4
Exons: 7
Coding region: 287-1342 (351 amino acids)
Biological process (GO): calcium-ion regulated exocytosis
Cellular component (GO): endoplasmic reticulum
Molecular function (GO): calcium ion binding
Source: RefSeq, a predicted model, not a curated record
CUCAGCUCCCAGUUCAACUGACAGCUCCAGUGAAUCAGCGUUAACUGGAACAUCGGCGCGGUCCCCCUACCCGACCCUGUGUCUCUGUAGUGUUGUUUAGUGGCGAAUCAUCCCACAUUUUCUGGGGUGGGGGCGUUGUGAAGGAGCCACGUGUACAGGAACUGAAGUGUGACAGGUCUGUUUGACUCUCACAGCUAACACUUAGUUAGCGUCGGCUAGCUGCUGGAGCUCAUAUAGCUCAUUUCUCAGCUGUUUCCUCCUCGGUAUCAGAGCUCGACAGGUAAUCAUGGCUGUUUGGUGCAGAAACCUCCUCCCUGUUUCUCUGCUGUGUUAUCUCCUGCUCCACAUCAUUGAUGCACGACCAGCCAACAUGUCAGCCGCUAAAGAAAAGAGUCCGACCAGCAAGGACGACAACGAGAUUCUUCCCCAGGACCACUUGAACGGGGUGAAGAUGGAGUUGGACGGCCACCUCAACAAGGACUUCCACCAGGAGGUUUUCCUGGGUAAAGAGAUGGAGGAGUUCGAGGAGGACUCGGAGCCAAGGAGGAACAGGAAGAAGCUCAUUGAAAUAUUCACCAAAGUUGACUUCAACAAGGACAGGAGUGUGAGCGCCAAGGAGAUGCAGCGCUGGAUCAUGGAGAAGACGGAGGAGCACUACCAGGAGGCGACGGUGGAGAACAAGAACAGUUUCCAUGCAGUCGAUCCAGACGGUGACGGUCACGUGACAUGGGAUGAAUACAGAAUCAAAUUUCUUGCCAGCAAAGGUUUCAAUGAAAAAGAAGUUGCAGAAAAAAUAAAGAAUAAUGAAGAUCUGAAACUUGACGAGGAAACUCAGGAGGUUUUGGAAAGCCUGAAGGACCGCUGGUUUCAGGCUGAUAACCCUCCAGCCGACCAGCUGCUGAAUGAGCAGGAGUUCCUGUCUUUCCUCCACCCUGAGCACAGCCGAGGCAUGCUCAAGUACAUGGUGAAGGAGAUCGUGCGAGACCUAGACCAGGACGGUGAUAAGAAGUUGACGCUGUCGGAGUUCAUCUCUCUACCUGUGGGCACCGUGGAGAACCAGCAGGCUCAGGACAUCGAUGACGACUGGGUCCGUGAGAGGAAGAAGGAGUUUGAAGACGUCAUCGAUGCAGAUCGCGAUGGCAUCGUAACCAUGGAGGAGCUGGAGGAGUACAUGGACCCGAUGAACGAGCACAACGCUUUGAACGAAGCCAAGCAGAUGAUCGCCGUCGCCGACGAGAACCAGAAUCAUAAUUUGGAGCUCGAUGAGAUUCUCAAAUACAGCGAAUACUUCACAGGCAGCAAGCUCAUGGAUUACGCCAGAAAUGUUCACGAGGAGUUCUAAAGAGAGUCAUUGUCUUCCCUCUCUCCCUCUCUCUCUCUCUCUCUGUAUCUCUCUCUGUCUCUCUCUCUCUGUCUUUGUCUCUCUCUCUC